AUCACAAAACAAAUCAAGCUUUUCCCCCUAUUUAUAUAAACCACAAACUUUCAUCAAGUUUCGGACACAAACAUGAAAAAUGUCUCUUUAGUUUUGUGGUUUUGUGUCUUCUUAAUUUCUUUUCUAAGAGAAUCCAAGGUAGCCUCUCAAGGACAAGGCCAUGGAGUUUACAGUGUUUACAUGGGUGCCAAGGGUUCAUCUGAUGAUCAGCUUCAACUUAUGAGCUCCCUGACAACAAGGAGAAAGAAUGCAGUGGUGCACAGCUACAAAAAUAGUUUCUCAGGAUUCGCAGCGCAUUUAUCAGACGUUGAAGCUCAAUCGAUUGCUCAACAACCCGGAGUUGUCUCUGUUUUUCCCGAUCCAGCAUUUCAACUCCACAAGAUGCGAUCAUGGGAUUUUCUGAACCAUCAAUACGAUCUGGUACACAAUUUCCUUUACAGUUCUGGCUCGAAUUCAUCCUCAAAUGGAGCAGAUACCAUAAUUGGCAUUUUUGACUCGGGAAUAUGGCCGGAAUCAGAAUGUUUUAAUGACAAGGGAAUCGGUCCAAUCCCAUCGCGAUGGAAAGGAACUUGCACCCGAGGUUAUGAUUUCAAUUCUUCCUGCUGCAACAGAUCUGGCCGUGUGCAUUGUUGGUGGCGGCGGUGAUGGACUGAUUUUGAGAUGGCGGUGGAGAAGAUGACGUAGAGGUGGAGAGAUUAAGGUUUUGUUGGUGAUGGAAAGAUUAGGGUUUUUUAGUGGUGGUGGUGUCUCAGAUUUGGGUUUUUGGUGGUGGUGGUGUCUCAGAUUAGGAUUUAGGUGGUGUUGGAGAGAUUAGGGUUUUUUGGUGGUGGUAGUGUCUCAGAUCUGGCCAUGUGUAUUUGUUAAAAGUCAAAUACAAAUACAUUCAAAAAUCUACAUCUUACAAAUACACUGUUUUGAAUGUAUUUGUCUUUGUACUUUUGAGUGCAUUUUUAGUGUAUUUUGUUAAUAGCCAAACACAU
This is a messenger RNA of Lycium barbarum (goji berry), 980 nucleotides long. RefSeq names its product CO(2)-response secreted protease-like. Lineage: Eukaryota; Viridiplantae; Streptophyta; Magnoliopsida; Solanales; Solanaceae. The transcript has 4 exons. The record is from RefSeq and is a predicted model, not a curated record. The coding region runs from base 73 to 645 and encodes 190 amino acids. Gene Ontology annotation, biological process: proteolysis. Gene Ontology annotation, molecular function: serine-type endopeptidase activity.